AUGAAGUUUGGAAAGAGCAUAAGAAGAGAAAUUCAGAAUCACCUUGGUAUGCAUUAUAUAGGAUAUAAAGAACUAAAAAGGCUAAUAAAGCAAAUUAACAAAAGUCGAAUGGAAGAAAGGUGUAAAGAAGAGAAAAAAUUGAGUGAGAAAUUUGAAACCAUGUUACACCGUGACUUGAGAAUAAUUGAAAAAACGUUUAGAAGAUUAUUUACCGAAAUUAAUAAUAUGAAAAAUGAAAUUGAAGAGAAAUUUUCUCCUCACAUUUUUGACAAUGAAGAGAUGAAAAUUGAGAAAAAGAUUCUAUCGUUUGAUUCGUUACUAGACAUAUUAAAAGAGAGGGGCAUCAUGUCUCAAGAGUUGUUUGAUUUCUGUGUCCGAUUGAGUUUGCUCUCCAACAAGUGCAAGAUUAUUAGGACUUAUGUAGUGUACAAUUACAUAGGCCUCUUGAAAAUCCUCAAGAAGAGGCAGAAGAAAUUUCAUGUUCCUCUCCAGCGUCAGAUUAUUUGUUGUGGUGCUAGUGGCAGAAGUGGUAGUAGCGUGGGUGGGAGAAUUUCAGAGAAUGCAUUCGAUCGGUACCUCUCAAAUUCAGUGACAAACAUCAUGGGCACGUACUCAUGGUGCCUUUCCAAUGAACUGCCCGAACUAAUAUCAUCUAUAAACAUAAUCUCAGACGAAUUCAUGGAACAUCUAUGCAAGUGUCCUAUAUCUUUUGAAAACUACAUUUGCCCUAUAUGUCUCUGCUUAAUCAAUGAUCCUGUAACUCUAAAUACGUGCUUUCAUUCUUUCUGUUGGAAAUGCUUAGCGACAGCCAUUCAGAAAUAUUCCAUGGACAAGUGUCCUUCGUGCAGAACUAAAAUUGUGUAUGACAAAGAUACUUUUAAAAUCGAUGGAAUACUGUGCCGAUUUUUGAAAAAGCAUUUUCCUAGCGCACCCGAGGGAUUGGAAGCAGAGGAAAUCAGAGAAGAAGGGAUGGUUUUGGAGGGAAUACACUUGAGUAAAGGACAAAAACAGCUAGCCAAAACAGGAUUAGGAACCACGCGUUAUUCUUACUACGAAGAUGCAGAAGAUAUUGGCGAUGAACCCAUCCUUAAGUCGGUUGGCCAACCGGAAGGGGAAAGUUUGAUUGAACAAAGAAGUGGAGUGAUAAGAAGCAGUGGAGUGAUAGGAGGCAAUGCGGCACAAAGCCCAAGCACACCAAGUGUACGGAAGGGAGAAAAAGAGAAAGCAUACUCUAUGACAGAGAUUAAUUUUGCAAAGUACAAUCCCCUCGAUGACAUUGAAACGAAAGCGUGGAAAGAUAUUAACUUGUACUUGUCUGUUUUAAAUGAUGUUGAUGAAAAUAGGGGAAUGGACACAGGGAGGGAAAGUGACAGCAGCAACAAUGAAGUUCACGACAAUAACAUUUCAUAUGAAUCCGAAGUGAGAAAUUUGGAACCCAAGGGCACAGAGGGUGUUGACUCAUCAUCCUUCAGUAUAAUAAGCGAUGUCAUUAGUUACACCUUGAGCUGA
This is a messenger RNA of Plasmodium gonderi, 1509 nucleotides long. RefSeq names its product RING zinc finger protein. Gene Ontology annotation, molecular function: ubiquitin-protein transferase activity; nucleosome binding. NCBI's taxonomy places the organism in Eukaryota, Apicomplexa, Aconoidasida, Haemosporida, Plasmodiidae. The transcript has a single exon. Bases 1 to 1509 code for a protein of 502 amino acids. Gene Ontology annotation, biological process: double-strand break repair. The record is from RefSeq and is a predicted model, not a curated record. Gene Ontology annotation, cellular component: nucleus; site of double-strand break.